Messenger RNA from Nematocida minor, 720 nucleotides. RefSeq lists its product as uncharacterized. Bases 1 to 720 code for a protein of 239 amino acids. The transcript has a single exon. The record is from RefSeq and is a predicted model, not a curated record. Gene Ontology annotation, molecular function: metal ion binding; mRNA binding. Lineage: Eukaryota; Fungi; Microsporidia.
AUGGAGAGAAGAGAGCUAUUGAACAUUCAGGUAAACACAAGUGAAUACGAAGAGGUCCAGGAGUGCGACCAGAAAGAGAGAAAGCGAUCUAAAAAGAUCAUAUCGAAGAAAAAAAUCUCACUCUACAAAACCGAGAUCUGCAAGAGCUUUGAAAACAGCAACUUCUGUACAUACGGAGACAAGUGCCAGUUUGCGCACUCUCUCAACGAGCUGCGGGACAUUGAAAGGCAUCCCAGGUACAAGACAGAGCUCUGCAAAACAUACACAACCUUUGGAGAGUGCACAUACGGCAAAAGAUGCUGCUUCAUCCACGCAGGGCCGAGUGAAGACAAGCACACAGACCUGCAGGACGCAAGAAACCUCCCAGGGGACUGGAAAAUACCUGGCGUGCACGACUCAGAGAUAGAAAUGUGCAGCAUAGCAGAAAGCGAAGAGCUGAAGAAUGUAGGGUCUCUAAUAAACGCAGAAGAGCUGGAGAAAAUAAAAACUCUUACAAUGUUCAAAAUAAAGCCGCCCUUUGUGCAGAAGAAUCCGUCUGUAAAUGCGCUGUUCAAGAUACCUCCAGUGAUCUACAUAGGAGCAUCGCACAGCACCUCGAACAUCUGGGUCAAGCCCCACUUUUGCUACAUGUUCGUUGACUCAACGUGUAAAGUGUCGAACACAAUAGCUCUGGGAAAGUCUCCAGGCUCAGUCUCUCUGACAAAAGAUUAUAGUAGAUAG